AUGAGCAGAAAGCGGCAGCUAACGAUGGAGGAGGCGUUUGGUGCUGGUGGUACCAUCAGAAGGUCGGUGGGUGAUGGCCAUGAGGAAGGUGGAGGUGAUCUGCCUCUGCCUUCAGUUGGCAAAAAGCCUGAGGCUACGGCUAAAGCUAAGUCUAAACAUCUGGCCGUUGGCGGGAGUCCUUGCCGCGCACGUCGCUCCAGAGCCGCCGCACGCAGUUCCAGUGGUCCACGUCGGUCCAGAGAAAGUUCCUCGUCGGAUACAGGCUCUUCAGAGCUAUGGGAACCUGAAGCUGACCCAAACAGCAGUGACUCAUCCCCCGAUUCCCCCAGAGCAACCGGCAGAGCAGUAAGCAGAGUGCUGGGCCAAUCCAGGAGUACUAAUGCUGGUAAAAGGAGGCCUACAGGCGCUACAUUGAGCAGAGGCGCUGCCAGCGUCCAGGAUGAGGACGAGGAGGACAUCGAGGACAUCGAGGACGAGGAGGACGAGGAGGACGAGGAGGACGAGGAGGACAUCGAGGACAUCGAGGACAUUGAGGACAUUGAGGACAAGGAGGACGAGGAGGACCACAACGAGGAGAACGAGGUGGAGCCUCCUCACCCGGAGGAGCCUCCUCAGCAGGUAGAGCCUCCUCAGCAGGUGGAGCCUCCUCACCCGGAGGAGCCUCCUCAGCAGGUGGAGCCUCCUCAGCAGGGAGAGCCUCCUCAGCAGGUGGAGCCUCCUCACCCGGAGGAGCCUCCUCAGCAGGUGGAGCCUCCUCAGCAGGUGGAGCCUCCUCAGCAGGGAGAGCCUCCUCAGCAGGUGGAGCCUCCUCAGCAGGUGGAGCCUCCUCAGCAGAUAGAAGACAGCUUAAUGAGAAAACUCAAUCAGGUUUGGAUGGAGGCGCAGGUGACCCAGGCACGGCGGCACGCCAGCAGGAGUCAAGGUCACAGCCGCUAG
Messenger RNA from Knipowitschia caucasica, 936 nucleotides. Lineage: Eukaryota; Metazoa; Chordata; Actinopteri; Gobiiformes; Gobiidae. The record is from the annotation of a GenBank genome assembly.